CAAAUUUCCCCGAAUCGAUGAAUGUGAAAGGGGAAGUUCUUAAGACCCAGACACAGAACAAAAUGGCGAGCAAAGACGGAGCGGUACCCAAUUACAAGAAUGACGACAAGGCUUAUAAAAAACUUAUUUAUGAUAUUAGCAUCAAUUUGACUUCGAAAAAUUUGGCUGACUCAAUGUUUUUAAGUGACCUUCCAGCUUAUUUAAGCUGAUUUCUUUUCAGAGAGUGUAUGUGAAAGAAUCAGCAAUGGAGGUCAACUGAUGGAGGCUUUUCAUAAGCAUGGAUUGAUUUCAUUUAACCGUAGUGGACUGGCUUAUCUAUCAGGAAUCUUAAAGGAUAUAAGAAGACAUGAUUUAUCUGGAAAAGUUGAUCGGUUCCUUGAAGGGAGGGAGGAAUCUACUUAUGCAUCUCAUGGCAAUGACAAGAAAGGAGAAAAACCUGCAGUAAAGAAAGAUGUUUAUAGCCCAAUAAGUCUGCUUGGACCAAGUGCUUUUACAGUGAGCAAGAAAGCAAAAAGUUGUGAAACACAUGCUUUAAAUGAGAAUGCUUCAAAAACAAAAGCCAUGACACCAAAAGAAAAUCCUAAAUUGUGCUAUGAAGUUGAUGAAAAUGACGAGUCUGAUAAAAUUGAUUAUGGUUUUUCAAAAAAGGGUUUUAAAAUGAAACUUAAUUUCACUGUGAGGAGUGAUAGUGAUUACUACGAAAUGGACAGUGAACAACAAGGGUAUUGCUUGAUAAUAAACAAUAUAGGUCAUGAAACACAACCACUGGAAACUAUAUUUAGUGGCAUGAAAUUUAAGGUUGAAAUGGCAGAAAAUAAAACUGCAAACGAAAUGCAGUCAAUAUUUCAGGGGUUGGCUAAUUCAAACCUUUCACGCUUCAAUUGCUUGGUAAUAUUCAUUUUGACUGAUGGGCAACAUAAUGAAACUUAUGGAUUUGAUGGAAAUAAACUUCACAUUGAUGACAUCCACGGCCCAUUCAAGUCCUGUCCAAGCUUAAAAAGGAAACCAAAGUUGUUCUUUUAUUCAUUUGUUCCUAAGAAUGCUAAAGCCAAGAGAGACGGGUCUAUUCAGUCUCUUAACUACGCUGAGUACCCAUCAGAGGCUGACUUUUGUGCUUUUUUUACAAUGCCAUCAGGUAUAUCACAUCUCUGCAAGCUAUUGGCCCAAGACCGCACCAUCCUUUUGGAUGAUUUGCUCAACCUGAUCAGAACACACGCAAAGGAAGAAAAUCAGGAAAUACCAUUGACUGUAGGCCAGCUCAGCAAAAAACUGAAAUUCAUCUAGCAUUAAUGUAUAUUUGCAAAUGGAAGACUAUCGAUUUAAUGUAUGUAGAUUACUGCACGUUAUAAAACCAAAUCUUCUUUCAUCGCCUGCUUUUAAAAAU
Molecule: messenger RNA, 1384 nt
Organism: Rhopilema esculentum
Lineage: Eukaryota; Metazoa; Cnidaria; Scyphozoa; Rhizostomeae; Rhizostomatidae
Source: RefSeq, a predicted model, not a curated record